Molecule: messenger RNA, 3201 nt
Organism: Labeo rohita (rohu)
Lineage: Eukaryota; Metazoa; Chordata; Actinopteri; Cypriniformes; Cyprinidae
Product: sodium- and chloride-dependent transporter XTRP3
Exons: 11
Coding region: 178-1983 (601 amino acids)
Biological process (GO): sodium ion transmembrane transport
Cellular component (GO): plasma membrane
Molecular function (GO): L-proline transmembrane transporter activity
Source: RefSeq, a predicted model, not a curated record
CUGGAUUCAUUAGAAAACUCCCACUUCACACUGCAAGUUCAACUCCACAUUUACACACUGGACUUUGAAAUAUUCCCAGACUCUCCUGGGAUUUGUGUGUUUUAGACGGCAGACUGAUCUGCUCCUCUGUGUUUGUCUCUUCUGAUCGAGUUAAAGGACAUUAUUAUCAUCAUCAUUAUGAGUAAAGAAGCCCGUCCGUCCUGGGACAGUCCCAUGCAGUUUGUCCUGGCGUGUGUGUCUUAUGCUGUGGGACUCGGGAACGUCUGGCGUUUUCCGUAUCUCUGUCAAAUGCAUGGAGGAGGUGGUUUUCUCAUCCCGUAUCUGCUGAUGUUGGUUCUGGAGGGGAUUCCUCUCUUCUGUAUGGAGCUGGCCAUCGGUCAGAAGAUGCGUUUGGGCAGCAUCGGCGCGUGGACGGCCAUCAGCCCAUAUCUGGGUGGACUGGGCAUAGCCAGUGUUGUGACCUCCAUGUACCUGUGUCUGUACUACAACGUCAUCAACGCCUGGAGCUUCUGGUAUCUCUUCCAUUCAUUUCAGUCGGUGCUGCCGUGGGCCGAGUGUCCCAUCAACACCAACCGGACGGGGUAUCUGGAGGAGUGUGAGGUGGCGUCACCCACUCAGUACUUCUUCUACCGCGAGACGCUGAACAUCUCGUCAUCUAUCGAUGAGAACGGAGGCAUUCACAUGGGGCAGGCACUCUGUCUGCUGCUGGCCUGGAUCAUCGUCUACCUCUUCAUCGUCAGAGGUGUCAAAUCCACCGGCAUGGUGGUUUAUUUCACAGCUACGUUUCCGUACGUGGUUCUGAUCAUCUAUCUGAUUCGAGGCGUCACUCUUCACGGAGCCUGGAAUGGGGUCAAGUACAUGUUCACACCUAAACUGGAGCAGCUGGCGAAUCCUCAGACGUGGAUCAACGCGGCCACUCAGAUCUUCUUCUCUCUGGGUUUGGGCUUCGGCUCCUUGAUCGCUUUCGCCAGUUACAAUCAUCACAACAACAACUUCGAGAGGCAGGCGGUGGCCGUCUCGCUCAUCAACAGCGGCACGUCUGUGUUCGCCAGCGUCGUCACCUUCGCCAUCUACGGCUUUAAGGCCACGUUCAACUACGAGAGCUGUUUGGAAAGGAUGAGGCUGCUGAUGCUCAACACGUUCGAUCUGUCGGAGGAAACCAUCAGCGCUGAGAACGUCACAGAGUGGAUUCAUCAUCUGAACGUCACCUAUCCCGAGAAGUUUGCGUCCAUCGCUUCAAAGAUCGAGGACUGCAGUCUGCAGGCUGAAUUGGACACGGCGGUGGAGGGCACGGGUUUGGCGUUUAUCGUGUACAGCGAGGCCAUUAAGAACAUGCCGCUGUCUCAGCUCUGGUCGGUGCUGUACUUCGUCAUGCUGCUGCUCUUAGGGAUGGGGAGCAUGCUGGGAAACGUCACGGCCAUCAUCACGCCGCUUGGAGACAUCAAGUUCCUGUCCCGCACGCUCAGCAACGAGACCAUUAACGGUCUGGUUUGUCUUCUCUGUUUACUCCUGGGUUUCGGUUUCACCAGCCGAUCAGGAAACUACUGGUUCACCAUCUUCAAUGAAUACGCGGCCACACUGUCGCUGCUCUUCAUCGUCUUCAUUGAAGUGGUCAGUGUGUGUUACGUCUACGGACUGAGAAGGUUUGAGAAGGACAUCGAGGACAUGUUGGGUCAUCGGCCGAACUGGUACUGGAAGGUGAUGUGGGCGGCCAUCAGUCCUCUGCUCCUCUUCAGCCUCUUCAUCUUCUACAUCAUUAACUACAUCCAGGGUGGGACGCCCACUUACCAGGCCUGGGACAAAAAUCUGGGUAAGUCGGUGGUGCAGGAGUAUCCGGUGUACGGUCAGGCGUUCAUCGCUCUGCUGCUGGCGUCGUCGCUCAGCUGUGUGCCGCUCGCCGCUCUCUACGCCGCCUGCAGGAAGAAGCAGCGAGGAACGUCGCUCCGCCAACACGCCGUCAACACCGUCACGUCCACCGUUUAGACCGCGCAAACACUCGACACAGGCCAGAACUGCAUCAUUCUCAUUAUUCUGUGAAUUCAUAGAUUUAUAUCUGAUCUGGAGUCCAUGCUUUAACAUUUUCAGUUUUGGUUGGUUGUACAAUACAGUUAAUACAGAACUAUUAGGACUUUUUACAUUUAUAUUUCCUUCAUAACUAUGAUUGCAGUUAUUCAUUAGAUCAUGCAAUGCAUUAUAAGCUGCAUAAUUAAUGCAUUAAAUUAACUUUAUAAUGCAUAUAAAGGCUUUAAGUAGAGUGUUAGUCUUAUUACUACUAAAAAACAACAAUGAACAACAGAUGAAUAUCCAAACACUAAAUAUCUGGACUGUGAACUGCAUUUAGUGCUGCAGAUUGAGAAUGUAAACACUGUAAAUACUGUAAAAUAUAAAAUAGUUAUUUUAGAAAACAAAAAAAAAAAUUGUAUAUUUCUCAAAUCACAAUGUUUUAUAUGUCUGUGAAAUGAACAAUGACUGUGAUGUUUGACAGGUAGAAAAUAUUACUUGUUUUUGGAGAAUAUAUAUAUACACUACCGUUCAAAAGUUUGGGGUCAGUACAUUUUUAUUGUUUCUUUUUUUUUUUUAAAGAAAUUAAUACUUUUAUUCACCAAGGAUGUAUUAAGUUAAUAAUUAAAAGUUAAUAAUAAAUAAUUUACAUUGUUAUAAAAUAUUUAUAUUUUGAAUAAACACUGUACUUUUUAAACUUGUUAUUCAUGAAAGAAUCCUGAAAAAAAAAAAAAUCACAGGUUCCAAAAAAUAUUUGGCAGCACAACUGUUGAUAUUAUCCAACUUUGAUCAUUCUAAUAAUAAAUCCGCAUAUUAGAAUGAUUUCUGAAGGAUCAUGUGACACUUAAGACUGGAGUAACAGCUGAUAAAAAUUCAGCUUUUCAUCACAGGAAUAAAUUCUAUUUUAAAGUAUGUUAAAAUAAAAAACAUUAUUUUAUAUUGUAAAAACAUUUUGCAAUAUUACUGUUUUUAUUCUAUAUUUUUAAUCAAAUAAAUGCAGCCUUGAUGAGCAUAAGAGACUUCUUUAAAGACUAUUACAAGUCUUACUGACCCCAAACUUUUGAACGGUACUGUAUAUAUAUGGGUCAAAGAUGUUAAAGGAGUCCACUUCCAGAACAACAAUUUACAGAUAAUGUACUCACCCCCUUGUCAUCUAAGAUGUUCAUGUCUUUCUGUUUUCAGUCAUGAAGAAAUUACAGU